CGGCCCCGGCCCCGGCCCCGACACCGACACCGGCCCCGGCCGGGGAGCGGCACCAGCCCGGCCCGGCCAUGGCGGAGCCGCUGCGGCCCUUCCGCCUGCGCGGGUGCGGCAGCCCGCAGAAGUUCGGGGUGGCGGCCGGGAGCUUGCGCGGGUUGCUGAGGAAGGGCUGCCGGCUGCUGCAGCUUCCCUUGGCAGGCAGCCGCCUCUGCCUCUACGAGGACGGCACGGAGCUGACCGAGAGCUACUUCCGAGCGCUGCCGCCGCAGACGGAGCUGGUGCUGCUGGGCCCCGGGGAGAGCUGGCAGGGCUGUGCCAGCGACAUCGAGCGGCUCCUGGCCGCGUUCUGCAGCCAGCAGGGCGCUGUGGUGGAAGCUGCGCGGAGGCUGCUGACCGACGAGCGAGCUCCCCACAGGCAGAAGCUGCUGGCGGAUCUCAUCCACAACCUGAGUGAAAACAUCCUGGCCGAGGACAAGGAAGACGACAAGAAAUGGUUUGAAGGGCUGGAGUCUCGGUUCAAGAACAAAUCCAGCUACCUGCGGCAUAGCUGUGAGAGCAGAAUGCGGGGCUACAUGAGAGAGGUUACUGGUUUUAUUUCAAAUGUUCAUCCUGCAGCACGAGAUGCCUACAGAGGGAUAAUCGACCUGAUGGCAGAUAAACUGAAAUCUGUGAAGUACAACGGGUGCUACUUUGACAGAAGGGAGGAGGAGGAGGCAGUACGCCUGUGCACUGCAGAGGGGUGGUUCUCCUGUCAGGGACCAUUUGACAGAGAUGACUGCCCGUGUAAGCAUUCCAUCAACCCCUACAGCAACAGGGAAAGCAGGAUCCUCUUCAGCACCUGGAAUCUCGACCACAUAAUUGAGAAGAAACGUGCUGUUGUCCCAGAACUGGCAGAAGCUGUCAAAACACGAGACGGGAGAGAAGUGAACUGGGAAUACUUCUAUCAGCUGCUGUUUACUCUGGAUAAUUUAAAACUCGUACAUAUUGCUUGCCAUAAGAAAACCAAUCAUAACCUCAGCUGUGACAAAACCAGAAUUUACAGAAAGAGGAAGCAAACCCAUGAGAUUUCCUAGUGCUGUCUCUGGAAGGGACCUGCUGCUUUUUUCAAUCAUGUAGCUUCAGGAAUGCCAAAGGAGGUGAUUCAGCAGCAGAGCUGCCACUUCACCUGUGCCAAACUCCUGCCCUCAUCCCCACCUGCCCCUUUGCCAUUGCUUCAGAUGUGCAUCUCCUAGAAAGAAGAGCAAGGCCAUGAGAUUUUUUUUUUUGCUUUUUCCAUUUUUUUUGCCAUCUUCCCUGCUGAUUUCCCUCUCCUUUCUAACACUUUCUGCCUCCAGCUUGAGUUUCACUUGAUGCACCACCAGAAAGGGCAGCUAUAAUGAUCAUGUUUACACUAAUGUUUACUCACUGCCUUGGAGAAUAUUGCUUUGGUAAAACAUUUCCUACCUCAGGCAACAAAUCAGGAAUAGUUCAAUUUUUUACUUGAAUUUUUUUUUUUAAUACCAGCUGAUAGCAACUGAACUUUUGGGAUUGUCAAUGUAAAUCAUGUGAACAUUUUAAAUAAAAAAAUGCCCCCGCA
Serinus canaria (Common canary) is the source of this 1573-nucleotide messenger RNA. It is a transcript of the gene DFFB, whose product is annotated as DNA fragmentation factor subunit beta. Gene Ontology annotation, molecular function: DNA endonuclease activity. Gene Ontology annotation, biological process: apoptotic DNA fragmentation; apoptotic process. The transcript has 8 exons. Gene Ontology annotation, cellular component: nucleus; cytoplasm. The record is from RefSeq and is a predicted model, not a curated record. The coding region runs from base 69 to 1070 and encodes 333 amino acids. Lineage: Eukaryota; Metazoa; Chordata; Aves; Passeriformes; Fringillidae.